AACACCUGAAACACAUUAUUGUUGAGAACGGCCAAUAGGAUAGAGGUCUUGAUGGGAAAACAUUACAAGUACGCAUCGAUCUAAAGUAGAUCUAUAGAACAGUGACGUGUACGCUGCAUGCAGAAACUAUCUGUCUAGCAAAUUGUUGAAAGUGGAAGAGCUCCCAUUGCUCCACUUUGUAUCGAAUCUGUCGGAAUUACAAUGUGGAAGUUUGAAAGCUAAGGAAAAAAAUAAACCAACUUCGUAGACCACUACCAUAUUCAGCCAAAUAGUUUGAAUACGCUGAACUUUCCACCCAUUGCGUUCGGGUAUACUGAUAUGGUGGUUUUGUUGGAGUUGAUUACGUCAUUACAGUGAGAAUAAGCAAAUCAUCGUGCGCUAGAAGCUAUUAGUUUGGUUAUCAAAGCUACGAUCGAACAUUUUAAGCGUAAGGUUGCUAUGUGGAAGAGGCUAUGGAUCCCGUGAACUUAAAAGUGAUCAGUAAAGAGGAUGUUCAAGCCGUGCUGGAGCACAGUAAUAUUUCUUACGGCAAAGUUGAAUCGUAUUGCUUGAAACGACUAGCUGAUGAACCCAUCGGAUAUUUGGCGGACCAUUUAACGCUACGGGUAGUACUGGAUAAUGGUGCACAAAACGAGCAAAAGCAACCAGCAACCAAAGCCUCCAGGAGGGUAGCUACGAACGCUAUUGCGUCAUCGAAUUCGAAUUCCGUUUCAUACUUCGUGAAGAUGCUUCCGGAAACUAACCCUAAGCUAGCCGAAUACAUAGGAGAGAUGGGGUGCUUCAGUAAAGAAAUAUUCGUCUACAGCAAGCUACUGCCGGAGUUGACCCGGAAUGUACGUGGCAUUGGUACGUUUGUGGCAAGCGUGUACCUGACGAAGGAUAACAGCCUGAUUGUCUUCGACGAUCUUAAACAACAAGACUAUACAAUGAUGCUCGAUAGAGGUUCGAGUUUGCUAGAUCAGGCGCAUAUUGAAGUGGCGUUGAAAACCAUCGCUAAAUUACAUGCAACGUCUUUAAUAUACGAGGAAUGCAACAAUAUCAAGCUGGCUGAUGCGUGCAGAAAGCUCACUGAUACUAAUGGGAGGAAUAUGAUGGAAGAAAACGUGUACGUAAAUUGCGACAAAUACGUUCGAACAACGAACUUGGAAAACUGUAUUGAAGUAAUGUGCGAAGUAACUAAAAGGAUCGAUAAAUACCGAAAUUCAGCCCAGCUGAUCUAUAUUCUGGAACAGAUUCCCAGAUUGAUGAGGAGAAUAUAUGAAUUCGCCAAAACUUCGGAAAAGUAUCGAAAUGUAUUGAAUCAUGGGGAUCUUUGGUGUAACAAUAUCAUGUUUAAAUACGCAGAGUUGGCAAAUGAAGUACAACCGAUCGAUGCCAAACUGGUUGACUUUCAAUUUUCUCGCAUUGCUCCCCCAGCGUACGACGUCAUGGCUCUGAUAAUGAUAUCUACCUUAAGUACCUUUAGGGAGCCUCUUUUAGAACACUGGAAAAAUGUGUACUAUGAUCACUUAAAAACGUUUUGCAAAGCUAAUGAGGUUGAUGUAGAAACAAUUCUACCAAGAUCCGUUUUUCUUGAGUCGUGCCUACACUACCAUCUAGCAGGAUUAAUUGAAAGCUGCAUGUAUUUCCACUGGCCACCGGAGCAAGAUUGUUAUGAGUGGAGCGACAGUGUAUCGGACGAAUUUGACUGUAAAUCAAACUCGACUGUUUUUGUUCGUGCAAGCAUACGGGGUUUCGAAAAGUACGAACAAUACCGUAAUCGUAUAAGUGAUAUGAUCACGCAGAUUGUUGAUAAAUACGUGAUAGCACAAUAAAGAAAGUAUGGUGGUUUAAGGAGCAAAUUCCUUGCGAGUAUUAUAAUUCUUUUCAAAAUGAUUAAACAUGU
Anopheles coustani is the source of this 1885-nucleotide messenger RNA. RefSeq lists its product as uncharacterized. NCBI's taxonomy places the organism in Eukaryota, Metazoa, Arthropoda, Insecta, Diptera, Culicidae. The record is from RefSeq and is a predicted model, not a curated record. The coding region runs from base 453 to 1814 and encodes 453 amino acids. The transcript is spliced from 2 exons.